Molecule: messenger RNA, 1155 nt
Organism: Cordyceps fumosorosea ARSEF 2679
Lineage: Eukaryota; Fungi; Ascomycota; Sordariomycetes; Hypocreales; Cordycipitaceae
Product: Homeodomain-like protein
Exons: 1
Coding region: 1-1155 (384 amino acids)
Source: RefSeq, a predicted model, not a curated record
AUGGCAGAAGAGGCUUCAGAAGAAGCCGAUUCCAAUGCAUGCUCAGACUCACCAAGCUGCAAGAAGGGCGACUGCGACGCAUCGGGAUCCUGUUCAGAAGCGUCGAGCAAUGCAUCCAGCUCCAGCGACAAAAACACACCGGACAGUAGUUCAGACAAGGAGGGGUGUUUGGCGAAGCAGGCCUGCUUGAAAAAGAGUCAGCCAGAGGGCUCGAGCUGCUCGGGGAGCUCGGACGAGCAGUCCUUGCGCUGCUCCGAAAGCUCAUCUUGCAAAGCAAGCGACUGCUGUCUUAAGUCAAAAAGUGGCGCAUUGGAGUCUGAGUCGGCGUCGGCGUCCGAGGAAUCAGACAGCAACGCAGCCAAGUCGUCCACCGACGCGACCCCAUUGAAAGCUUCCUCCAAGGACGAAAAGGCAGAAAGCAGCGGCGGCAGCAAGGAGACGCCAAAAGAGGGAAAGUCCAGAGAGGAGAAGGAGAAAAAAAUGGGAGAUGACCGGUCCGGGUGGUCGCUCUCGGAGGACGCGCUGCUCCGGUCCAUGAAGGAGGCCAGCGACGGCCUGAGCUGGGAAGACAUUGGCCGGAGCUUGAACCGCACCAAGAACGAGUGCAAGAGCCGGUGGAAGGCAAUCAGGGACCAGAAGCCGGAGAAGCCGGAGGAGGCGCCAACGGACGGGGCCGCCGCGGACGGAGAAGCGUCAGCAACGAAGGAAGCGAAACCCGACGCUAAAUCCGGGAAGAAAGAACCCGACGACACCAAGAACGCCGCCGCCGCCGCCGCCGCCGCCGCCGAGGACGGCGACAAGCAGGGCGCGGCAGACGGCGGCUCCUCCACCUCGUCGCGCGAACACAGCGAGCACGAGCGGCAGCGAAGGUACUGGCACGAGCACAUCGGCCGGCAUCUGUUCCCGUCGGCGGCGGCGGGGGUGGCGGUGCUGCGUCUGGUACCGGACGCGCACUUCUCCGCCGAGGACUGCCGCGCACUCGAGACGGCGGAUGCGCGCGGCCGCGGCGCGGGGAGGUGGCUCGACACGCAGGCGCGGUUUUAUAACGCGACGGGCCGCAUGGUGCCGCUCGAGGUGCUGAGGAGGAAGCUGGCGGAGGGGUAUGCGGGGGGUGUGGUGGACGUGGAGGGUUGGUUGGAUGGUGUGCGGGAUUGA